CAGUGUUAAUCUGUCCUGAAAUAUUGGUAAUAAUAGUAUUAAUAAUUGUUAUUUAUUAUUUAAUUCAUUAAUGUCAUUUGCGUUUUUACUGUUUGGUUGUUUGGACAUAGUGUUUUUGACUUAUUGUAAAAUUGUGCCCAUUAACUGUUAUCAAAAGUCUGCGCAUUAUCGUAUUUGUCAUUUAUCCGGUUAUUAAAUUGUAUUUUCUUCAGUGAUCGUAGUAUUAUAUUUUCGGUUAAAGUAACGCUGCACGUGUCCAUUUCGAUCAUUGAUCAUAAAAUCAGUAGUCGUCACUCCUCGAGGUGCUGUCCAGACUAUUUUUGGUAGCUAAUAGCCAUUUUUUGUCACGCAACAUUCAGUGCCAUAUAAUAUUACUUCGGUGUAUCACAGGCCGAUUGCUGUCAAUAAUUUGAAGUAAACUACAUCAAUUGUCAUUAAAUCAGUUUUAUAUUCAUAACAGAAAUGGAUUCAUUAUGUAAAAGUGAUCAAAUGGAAGUUAUGAAUUCCGAUGUAAAUGCAACAACAUUUUAUGAAAAUAAAUCUCACACGGUUAAGGUAUUUGAGGUCCUACAAUCAUUACGCAAGGACAAAUUUUUAUGUGAUAUUAAGUUAGAAACUGAUGAUGGUGGAGUGGUAUGCGGACAUAAAGUUGUUUUAUUAUCUGCUAGUAAUUAUUUCCGUGCAAUGUUCACUAGUUUUGGGGAAAGGUAUGAAGAUGCUGUUAAAAUAAGAUAUUUAGAUUCCUACAUUUUACAGCUAUUGGUGGAUUAUAUAUACACUGGUAAAAUCAUGGUCAGCAAAAAAAAUGUACAGGUUUUGUUACCAGCUGCCAAUCUUUUACAGUUAGACUAUGUGAAAGAUGCAUGUGUUGAAUUUUUAAAAACGCAACUGGAUCCUACAAAUUGUUUUAGUAUCAGAGCAUUUGCUGAAUUACAUAACUGUUCGGAAUUGGUGUCAAGUUCUGAAGCAUACGUUCAAAAACAGUUUGUAGAUGUGGUUAAAGGCGAUGCAUUUCUAUCUUUAUCUUCCAAAGAAGUGAUUAAGUUAAUCUCCAAUAAUGUUCUUAAUGCCCCCGAAGAAAAAGUGUAUGAUUGUGUUAUUAAGUGGGUAAAACACAGAUUAGAUAUGAGACGUGGUAAUUUGCCUAAAUUAAUGGAGCAUGUUCGUUUACCGUUAGUAUCCAUUGGUUAUAUAUCAAAAAAAGUUGUUAAGGAACCUUUGCUUAAAAAAAGUCCUAAAUGUAAAAAAUUUGUAACUGAAGCUUUAUAUUUCCAUUCACUCAAGGCACAACAGAUUAUCAGUAUUCCACAAACAAUUCAAAAUACACCUAGAAAGUCUGGACAAAAAGUUAUUCUAGUGUUCAGUGAUUUAUUGGAAACCCACUGGUAUGAUCCUACAACCAACUUGUGGCAGACUUCACAAAAAUUUAGUUUGAUGGAUUAUGAUGAUUGUGUAGAUAAGUUAACUGUAAUUAAAGACUAUUUUGUGUUUAUCAGGGGUUCUACAAAGUCUGACGCAUAUGUUGCAAUUUUUAAUUUAUCUUUAAAACCCCCAAAAUUGGUAGUUUUGGAAAACAUGGCAGUUUAUAGAAUUGAAUUUGGAUUUGGUGUAUUAGAUGGUUGUAUAUACAUAGUUGGUGGAUGCGGAUUUCAAGGACAUUUGGAUAGUUCUGAGGUUUUUGAUAUCCAUGAUGAAAAAUGGCGAACGAUAGCUGAAAUGUCAACACAAAGAGCUAAUUUAGGUGUUGGAGUACUCAACAAUCUUAUAUAUGCAGUCGGAGGAUGUAGUGAAGAUGAUGAUUCAACAAUGAUGAAAUCUGUUGAAUGUUAUGAUCCCAGUUAUGACACAUGGACAGAAGUCGAAGAAAUGUCAGUAUGUCGUUUUAAUGUUGGUGUAGGUGUAAUGGAUGGUGUAAUGUAUGCUGUUGGUGGUGAAAAUGAAAAUGGAUGUCUUAAAAGUGUUGAAGCAUAUAAACCAAGUUCUGGUUGGUCAAGUAUUGCUGAUAUGCAUUUUCCUCGAAUGGGUUCUAGUGUAUUUCCAUUAGAUGGCUUGUUGUAUGUAGUGGGUGGACGAGAUGGCCAGUCAGAAAAGCAGUUGGAUUCUAUAGAAAUAUACAAUCCCAAUAUCAAUACCUGGUCCUUGGAGAAAAUGUCAGAGAAAAUGUCGAAGGAUAUCAUUGACAUUGUUGGUGGAGUAAUUGUUGAUAAGGAAUUAGUCACCAAAUUUAAUAAUUAAUUAGUAUGUAUGGUCCCGUUGUUCAUAUACUUUUAUAAAUUAUACACAAUGAUACAUAAAGUAAUGUUAUAUUGUA
Molecule: messenger RNA, 2311 nt
Organism: Myzus persicae (green peach aphid)
Lineage: Eukaryota; Metazoa; Arthropoda; Insecta; Hemiptera; Aphididae
Product: ring canal kelch homolog
Exons: 12
Coding region: 463-2235 (590 amino acids)
Molecular function (GO): protein binding
Source: RefSeq, a predicted model, not a curated record